AUGAACUUUCUCGCCGCCUGCUGGGACGCUGCGGCCAAACGCGUCGAGGUCAUGAAGACGACGCGGAAAUGCCGCGCGCUGCUGUCGGUGGCCCUGAACCUGGUGGCCCUGUUCUUCUCCACCACCGCCUUCAUCACCACGUACUGGUGCGAGGGCACCCAGCGCGUUCCCAAGCCAAACUGCAGCCAGCAGCGGCGCCACAACUGCAUCGACUACGGUGUGAACGAGACGGACCAGAACAAGGUGCACUACAGCUGGGAGACCGGGGACGACCGCUUCCUCUUCCGCCGCUUCCACACCGGCAUCUGGUACUCGUGCGAGGAGAACAUCCACGAGGCAGGUGAGAAGUGUCGGAGCUUCAUCGAUCUGGCUCCUGCGUCGGAGAGAGGUGUGUUGUGGUUGUCGGUGGUAUCAGAGGUACUCUACAUCCUGCUCCUGGUGGUCGGCUUCAGUCUGAUGUGCAUGGAGCUGUUCCACUCCAGCAACGUCAUCGACGGACUCAAGCUCAAUGCCUUCGCAGCCGUCUUCACCGUGCUGUCCGGUCUUCUGGGUAUGGUGGCCCAUAUGAUGUACACUCAGGUGUUCCAGAUCACAGUCAGUCUGGGUCCUGAAGACUGGAGGCCUCACAGCUGGGACUACGGCUGGUCCUUCUGCAUGGCCUGGGGUUCCUUUACCUGCUGCAUGGCUGCCUCCGUCACUACCCUCAACUCCUACACCAAGACGGUGAUUGAGUUCAGACACAAGAGGAAGCUGUUCGAGCAGGGCCUGCGCGAGGAGCAGAACUACCUGGACCAGGAGGCUUUCCACUACUUUCGGGACCGCUCCCUCCAGUCCAUCUCCAGCACUGUGGAUGUCUACCCUGGACACAGUGGAGCCAGAGGUGGGAUCCUCGUUGGUGGUCCAGGUCCGGGACCAGGUCCGGGACCAGGUCCAGGUCCUGGCCCAGGACGGGGCAAAAUGAGAGCUUCAUCGGCCUCCAUAGACCUGGGGGAGAACACAGACUCUCUGGGGGAGGAGCAGUGCUGA
Molecule: messenger RNA, 1026 nt
Organism: Limanda limanda (common dab)
Lineage: Eukaryota; Metazoa; Chordata; Actinopteri; Pleuronectiformes; Pleuronectidae
Gene: gsg1l
Product: gsg1-like
Exons: 5
Coding region: 1-1026 (341 amino acids)
Cellular component (GO): plasma membrane
Source: RefSeq, a predicted model, not a curated record